Molecule: messenger RNA, 2300 nt
Organism: Pistacia vera
Lineage: Eukaryota; Viridiplantae; Streptophyta; Magnoliopsida; Sapindales; Anacardiaceae
Product: pentatricopeptide repeat-containing protein At2g29760, chloroplastic-like
Exons: 4
Coding region: 351-1862 (503 amino acids)
Biological process (GO): RNA modification
Molecular function (GO): RNA binding; protein binding
Source: RefSeq, a predicted model, not a curated record
UCAACGUCUUCAAGCGAUAAAUUCAAAACUCUUUUUCAAGGAUUAUUCAAGCUUGAAAUAACAUUGAGCAAUUGCAUUUGCCUCGUUUAUCACAUGUUGGAUUGCCAUGUAUUUCUACCCUCAGUAUUCUCAUACAUAGUGUUCAUUGAAAAGCAACUCUUCUCCAAAUCGAACUCAGGUUUCAACUUUUAUCGCACCAUGUUCUCCAUCAAGCAACUCUUGUCAAAAUCUCGAAGGGUGUUGAGUUGGAUUCUGUAAUAGAGUUUAAUUACUAGACGUUGCUUAAACAAUGAGGUAUCGUCAUCUAAAUUCUCUAUGAAUGUUUCAAACAAAUUCUAUUAGCCCAAGUUAUGAACUACAAACGCUUACAAAUUCUAUUACGCCAAUGUAAUACUCUUGAAUUCCUGAAACAAAUCCACGCUCAAGCAGUAACACUUGGAAUUCUCCACCAUCACCAACCUUUUGCGUGCAAAUUACUUAACUCGUACGCCAAAUUGGGAACCUCACAGGAACCCAACACACUCUUUAGUCAAAUUCAAAACCCAGAUAUAGUUUCAUGGACAUGUCUCAUUAAUCUUCACGUGCAAGUUCGAGAACCCAGAAAAGCUUUGUGGGUAUUUUCUCGUUUAAUUUGUAGAAAUAUAGAACCUGAUAGCUACUCUGUUGUUGCUGCUUUAUCAGCUUGUAAAUGUAUAAAAGAUUUGGCUUGUGCUAGGAUAGUUCAUGGGAUAAUUGUCCGGUUUUCAUUAGCGUUUGACCCAAUUGUGGGUAAUGCGUUGAUUGAUAUGUAUAGCAAGAAUAAAGAUAUUGAAUCGACUGAGAAAGUUUUUAAAUGUAUGGAAUGUAAAGAUAUUGCUUCAUGGAAUAGUUUGCUUAAUGGGUUUGCAAUGGUCAAUGAUUUGGAAUCUUCUCGCCUGGUGUUCGAUGAAAUGCCUCAGAGAAAUUCGGUUUCUUGGAAUGCAAUGAUAACGGCUUAUGUUCGAGGGAGGGAAAUAGUUGAGGCAUUGGAACUUUUUAGGGAAAUGAAAGCAGGAGGAGAGUGUUGUACGGUGAUUACUAUUGUGGCUGUAUUGUCGGGUUGUGCUGACAUUGGAGCUCUUGAUCUUGGUAAAUGCAUUCAUGGUUAUGUUAGUAAAAGUAAUCUUGGUUUUGGUGUUACUGUGAAUAAUGCUUUGAUGGAUAUGUAUGCAAAGAGUGGAUGUCUUGAUAUGGCAUUGAAGGUUAUUAGUGAGAUACGGGAGAAGGAUGUGUUUUCAUGGACUACUUUGAUAUCAGGAUAUGCAUUUCAUGGUAAAGGAAAGAAUGCUCUAGAGGUUUUUGGUGACAUGAUAGAAUUGAAGAUCAAACCGAAUGAGGUUACAUUCUUGUCAGUUCUAUCAGCUUGUAGUCAUGCAGGGUUACUUGUUGAGGGUCAGAGAUUGUUCAAUAGGAUGAACAAAUUCUAUGGUUUGCAACCCAAGAUUGAGCAUUAUGGUUGCAUGGUGGAUCUUCUUGGCCGAGCUGGGCUUUUAGAAGAAGCUAAAGAUUUUAUUGAACAGAUGCCAAUCAACCCAGAUGCUGUUAUUUGGAGAUCAUUACUUAGGGCUUGUUUGGUCCAUGGGAACUUGAAUUUAGCUGAAAUGGCUGCAAAAAUGUUAAUUGAAUUAGAACCAGAUGAUGAUGGGGUUUAUAUACUAUUAUGGAAUAUUUAUUUUGCUGCAAAUAGGCAGGAAGAUGCAUUAAAGAUGAGGACGUUUAUGCGAAAUCAAAAAGUAAUGAAAAAAUCUGGGUGUAGUUGGGUUGAGGUGAAUGGUUUUACUCACGAAUUCGAGGCUGACUAUGUGAUGCACAACGCUGGAACAGAAAUUUUCUUGGUUCUAUAAGGGAUCAAUGAGCAAACAAAGUUGGAUGGCCAAUUUUUCGUUUUGGAAUGAAAGUGGACAAUUAUGUUGAGGGUGAAUCAUUUUUGGAAGAUAUUAUGGCCAUCGAGAACCUAAGGUUUUCAAGCAAGGGAACAAGACUACAGCCUCCAUUAAUUUAUAAUAUAGUUUGUUCAGGUUUCUUCAAGCGGUCCGUAAAACUCAUUGCAAAGAUAAAUAGUUCCUUUUGACAUGAUUUAUCUCGAGAAACACGGCAUAGAGUUACCAGGUUUGAAGCAUAUGGCAAGCUUGUUAUUAGGACUUAUAACACAAGCAGGUUAGUCAAUUCAAGCCAGCUUUACCUGUCUUCCACAACUCCUCAACGUUUUAAUAGAGAUCAUCUUGUCACGAGCUCUAUAAAUACGAGCUCUUCUAAUUCAUUUUCACAUAAAAGCAGCAGCG